Molecule: messenger RNA, 393 nt
Organism: Nerophis lumbriciformis (worm pipefish)
Lineage: Eukaryota; Metazoa; Chordata; Actinopteri; Syngnathiformes; Syngnathidae
Source: RefSeq, a predicted model, not a curated record
AUGUUGCUCCAACAGAAAUAUCCUCUUAAAAAGGAUGUGGUUAGAGCUGUGUCCAUACAGACUGGCUACAUGGUCCAGAGCCAGGGGCCCAACCACUGUGUCCUCACAUACAUGGCGCAGCUAGAUCCACGAGGUUCAUUACCCAAGUGGGUUGUGAAAAAGUUUUCCCACUACCUUGCACCAGGCGCAAUGAAGAGUAUUAACAAAGCAUGUUUGAAGUAUUCCGACUGGAAGCAGAGACACAACCCUGGAUUGAAGCCUUGGCUCUACCCAGAACAGACUACAUUACCCAGCAUCCCACUUUCUGAGCUUAGCAUUCAGCAUGCCAAGAGCCUGGAAAAUAUUGAUGAGAGCUCCCUGGCUGAGACCAAUGACAGGGAUGACAGCUACUAA